GGCGCGCGCGGCGGCUCCGGCUUUGUGUGUAUGUGUGUGAGUGUGUGUGAGUGUGUGAGAGUGUGUGUGUGUGAGUGUGUGAGUGAGUGAGCGGGCGGGCGCGAGUGUGGCCGCCGCGGAGCGCGAGCAGGACCCGGCGGGCGCGCUCCCCCAGCCUCUCUCUCCCCGCCAGAACCAUGUCGGGCAGGUCGGUUCGAGCCGAGACCAGGAGCCGCGCCAAAGAUGAUAUCAAGAGGGUCAUGGCGGCUAUCGAGAAAGUGCGCAAAUGGGAGAAGAAGUGGGUGACUGUGGGUGACACGUCCCUGCGAAUCUACAAGUGGGUCCCUGUGACAGAGCCAAAGGUGGAUGAUAAGAACAAGAACAAGAAAAAGGGCAAAGAUGAGAAGUGUGGCUCAGAGGUGACCACUCCGGAGAACAGCUCCUCCCCAGGGAUGAUGGACAUGCACGAUGAUAACAGCAACCAGAGCUCCAUAGCAGAUGCCUCCCCCAUCAAACAGGAGAACAGCAGUAACUCAAGCCCUGCUCCCGAGCCCACCUCGGCUGUGCCCGGCGAAGGCACUGACACCAAGGCAGAUGAGACCCAGGCAGAUGGGAAGGAGCUCCCUGGGGCCGAAGAUGCUUCUGACGAGCAGAAUUCACAGUCCUCAAUGGAAAACUCGAUGAACAGUUCAGAGAAAGUAGAACGGCAGCCAUCUGGAGACGCGGGUCUAGCUGCAGAGGCGUCCGCAAUCUCUCAGGUACCUCGAUCGAGGCCUCAGAGGGGCAGCCAGAUCGGCCAGGAGCCCGUUGGGGUGUCGGGGGAUUUGGAAGGAGUCCCACCCUCUAAGAAGCUGAAACUGGAGGCCUCGCAACAGAACUCUGAAGAGAUGUAGACACUACGUUCAGUCCUGCUGUCCACGUUCCACGGGAGAGCCAUCUGCAGGCUGAAUUCUAGAACAACUUCCCCCGAGCGAUUCCUCUCGGGUGCAGACAGAACUACUAACUUUCCAAGUUUACCAAGUGCAAAUCCAAGAAAACCCAGAACAGCGUAACUUCUCAGACACUGAAGAACUUUCUGCUGUGAAGCAAAACACUUGAGUCUCGAAGGGACCGUCCUUGGGAAGGCGGAGUCGACAGCACUCAGGAGGGUCUGCACACUGUCUCUGAAGCCAAGAUUACAUUUGUGUUGCUGCUGUAUUGUUUCGUUCCCCUCUCCGCCACCCCCCACUUCUCUAUUUAACGAUAUAAGCUAUAUUUGAGGGUGGUGCCGAUCAGGAAAUCGGUUUUCGUCGGGGCAUUUCACUGUUCAGCCGAUUCCUUCCGCUUUCUUUUUUUGUGCCUUGUGCCCUUGAGGUGACCUCUGGCAUGUUUUCCCGGUUGUUUUGCAUCUCCCUUUGCAAAGUGCGCUCGGUUUUGUCCAGGCAGCCGGUGCCACCGUCCUCACCGUCUCUCCCCUCCCUGACCCGGGACUUCAGCUGGAGCGGAGCAGGCAGGGAGGAGGGGAAACUGAGGCCUUGGAGGAGCAGGACCUCCUUGGCCACCUGAUUUGCAGGUGCGGAGGGAGGGCGUUGAGCACGCCCUGGGCCCUGGGUCCUGGGUCCAAGGUCCGAGGAGUCUCGAUGUCGUCGAGGCACUGUCCCCGAGGGCGGGCCACUGGAUGUGCUCUCACUUCCUCGGGGCAUCUGAGGCUGGUGUUUCCAAGCCCACCGUGGCCCAGACGGAUACACGGAACCCUUAGAUUGUUCUGGCACUUCCACCCUCUAUCCCCACCAUAACCGCUUUCUCCCACACCUCCGAAGACGACAUGGCUUCUGUGGCUGACUGCAGGAUUGUCUCCUUAGGACGAUGAAAGGGCUGAGGAGGCUGGGAGCAGAUGGCAAGAAGAGCUGGUGCUGAACUUUCUCUCCUAGCGUGUUGCCUGGAUUUCAAAUCCACAGUAACCUGCUGCCCUCCGGCUCCUCUGGGUUCUCCCCCCACGCCCCCCAGGGGGGGAGGGGAGAUGGCAAAGCGUUCCUGACUCUUCAGAGCCAACAACGGUCCAUCGCCUCUCGCUCCCAGGAUGCGCUGAUGGUCCCCACUGGGGAGCAGACCCUGAUGAUUGGGCCUCAAAGGCCAGAAACAAGGCACCGGGGAGCAGAAAGCUCUACACUCCUCCAGAAAGGGGUGAUUGAGCCCCCAUCCCCUGGCCUCCGUCCUGUGCCUGUGCCAGGACAGCUUCCUCUCACUCAAACGGCGAUGCCCCCCGUGGACAAACCGCCUGAUCGUUUGGUUCUGAGGCCUGGUUUGCUCUUAAUUCCUAGAUGGACUCCUCGGACCUUAACCCUUUUCCUGAGCUUUCUUUACUGCACUGGAGUUCAACUUCCUUUGAGUUGUGUGAGGGGGUGGGAGGGUUGAGGGGGGGUUAUUUUGUUGUUGUUUUGUGGUUUUUUUGUUUUCGUUUUUGUUUUGCUGAUUGGUGCAUAUAUUCAGGUACCACCUUUGACGUGUGGAUCUCUCUCCUGACCACCAUGGGAAGUGUCUGCCAGAUUCCAGUUUCUAAGUUUCUGAGGGUGAGGCUCUUACUUUUUUUUUAAGGGAGCCAAUCUAUUUCCUGCACUUCAAGAAGAAUCAAAAUGUUCCUGAAUUUCAAAUACCUCAUGCAAAAAUGUCUCCUGAAAUAAGGGAAAAACAAAACAAAACAAAACAAAACCACACAACAAA
Messenger RNA from Acinonyx jubatus (cheetah), 2679 nucleotides. RefSeq names its product BAF chromatin remodeling complex subunit BCL7A (gene BCL7A). The record is from RefSeq and is a predicted model, not a curated record. Bases 177 to 872 code for a protein of 231 amino acids. Lineage: Eukaryota; Metazoa; Chordata; Mammalia; Carnivora; Felidae. The transcript has 6 exons.